UGAAUUGUGUCUGCUAUGAACGCACGCGGGUAGGUUUGCAGUGUUCGUGCACAGAGCCCUUGGCAGACGCAAAACAAUGCGAUUACGUGAGGAAGGAUAUUAAUUGAGUGCCGAGACGUCCGUGUGAUGGCUAAACAGAUGUGCGACUCUGAACAAUAACGGCUGUUUCUCUGCGAUUUCCGCGAACAUUCCCGUCCACUGUGUCUGGCGAUCGCAUGAGUCACCGUGCUGGAUUUUAGCAUGACAGGCAAACACUUUGAGGAGGAAGAGGAGGCGCGCGGGGAAAGCAAACAGUCCGAGGCCGUUUUGUCUGCGACAACACGGGGAGGUGCCAACCAGAACCCGUCGGUGUUUGCGCUGUUCACGCCGCACGUACGGGACACGGCGAAACAGAGAAAAUGACACGGCCAGAGUAAUUGGUACCAGCCUACAGUAUGCUUUUUAAAUGAUUCAUUUCCUGCAGCGCGCUUAAUCAUUUUGAGACGAAGCAGCGCCUUUCGAAAUGUUUCUCCAGCAGGCAAAGGGAAACCAUCUGGCUUGUUCAGAUUCUCGUCAUGUGUGUUCGCCCCCUGAAUGCUGGUCGCACGUCGGUGAACAGACGCGGAACGCUGCCGCUUCCCGCCGCAGCCAACUACGUCUCGCCGGGGGCGGGACUAACGCGAAGAGUCACACGCCGUUAUGACGUCACCUCCGCAGUGUCGCGCGCACCCGCUGACAUGAGAGACGCGCGCCUCGUCACAUCAAGGAAAAGCUACUGUUGAACCGAAGGCACCAUGGCGACACCAACGUCUUUAGAUCCAGAUUUGGUUCGGGAGGUGCUAGAAUGUCCCAUUUGUCUGGAGACCUACAACCAGGAUCAGCUUCGACCCAAACUGUUGCAAUGUGGUCACUCUGUGUGUCGUCAGUGCCUUGAGAAACUCCUCGCCAGCACGAUAAAUGGCGUGCGCUGCCCCUUCUGCAGCAAGGUGUCUCGUAUGAGUAGCAUUUCCCAGCUGGCUGACAAUCUCACUGUGUUGAAGAUCAUCGACUGUGCAAGUUCAUGUGGCUCAACCAUGGGUCUCAUGUGCAAGUCUUGUAAAAACCGUCUGCCCCGGCAGUACUGCAAUGACUGCAGCAUCGUGUUGUGUGAUAUUUGUAAAAACGACGGUCACCAGCAUCAGGGUCAUGUCGUACAGGCAAUUCGCAUGGCUGCCGAACAGCGCCGGAAGGACAUCAACGGGAAGCUCGCUAACUUGCGGGAAGCAAUGGGAAACAUUCAGAAGAAGAAGGCAGCUAUUGACAACGUGACAAAAUCCCUCAGACUGAAGUACAAGGCUGUACAGCAGGAAUACGCAAAGGCUGAGUUGCGGCUCCAGGAGGAACUUGGCCGUUCGCGUCGUGCCUUUGCUACCUCCUUGGCCGAAAUAGAGAAACUCAAUGCCCAGAUUCUGGAGGAACAAACGUACUUGCUUAAUAUUGCUGAGGUGCAGGUGGUGUCUAGAUGUGACUAUCUAACCAUGAGGAUGAAGCAGACUGAUAUUGCUCUACUGGAGGAAGGGAGCAACAAUGAAGAAGAAGAGUUAGACUUAAAAACCAAUCUGCCUGUUCUUCUAAAACUACAAGACCCUGAAUUUGUUAAAACAGACUGCUCGAAACCAUUGGACGUUGGGCAACUGACCACAAAACCCUGUACUGUCAAUGCUGAGGAAGAAGACAGACUUGAUUUUGCCACUUCUGUUGCCGCCCCUUUAGACAUUUACCGUGAUAUUGACAUGGAAUCAGCAGUGGAAGAGGCCGUUUGUGCUUCUCCCGGCAGCUUUAAGUCUAAGUCUGUCGAUGGUGGUGGACCUUCUCCAGGAGCUUCUGGUGGGCAACUCUGUCAGUUUGUGAAAAAGAUGGGCUGCAAGGGCAAUCUGCCGGGCAUGUUCAACUUGCCGGUAAGCAUUUGUGUCACGCCGCAGGGUGAGGUGCUCGUUGCCGACCGAGGGAACUACCGCAUCCAGAUCUUCAACCGCAAGGGCUUCCAAAGGGAGAUACGGCGCAACCCAAGCAGCAUCGACAACUUUGUCUUGAGCUUCCUAGGUGCUGACCUGCCCAACCUCAUCCCGCUAUCCAUUGCUAUCACUGCUCAGGGCCUCAUCGGUGUCACUGAUAACUAUGACAACUCUGUAAAGGUUUACACCACUGAUGGCCACUGUAUUGCUUGUCACAAGAACCAGCUCAUCAAGCCAUGGGGAAUCGCGGCCAUGCCUUCGGGCCAGUUUGUUGUGUCAGAUGUCGAGGGGGGAAAGCUGUGGUGCCUGGCCGUGGAUCGUAAUGUAGGAGUUGUGAAUUACAACCGCCUAUGUUCGGCUGUCAGGCCCAAAUUUGUAACUUGUGACUCCUCGGGUACAGUCUACUUCACACAGGGCUUAGGUCUAAACAUCGAGAAUAGACACAAUGAACACCACCUUGAGGGGGGUUUCUCAAUCGGCUCUGUGGGAAUGGAUGGCCAGUUGGGAAAGCAACUCAGUCACUUCUUUUCAGAGACCGAAGACUUUCGAUGCAUUACCGGCAUGUGCGUUGACUCCAACGGGGACCUGAUUGUCACAGACAGCGGCCGUAAGGAGAUAUUGCAGUUUCCCAAAGAAGGUGGCUAUAAUAUUCUUAUUCAGGAGGGCCUAACCUGCCCUGUAGGGGUAGCUGUUACCCAAAAGGGACAACUGCUUGUCUUAGAUUGCUGGGACCACUGUGUGAAGGUCUACACUUACUUGCAAAGGAGACGUUCCUCUACAUGUUAAGACUGCUGUGUGGAAAACUUAUAAGACUAGUCACUUUAAUUAAAUGGCUUAAUUACAAAUGCGUUUGCUUCUCAGUGAUUUCUGACCCAUGGCUUGCAAUGGCCCGGAUCCGGCAGCUAACCUGGCAACCAUUCACCACUGCCAUGGAGCAACUGGAUGACGACUUAAGGGUAUUAUUAUGGAAGGUUUGGGCAAACGGAUUUUGAAAUAUAGCACAACUGAUGGCAAUAACUGACAAUGUUGUUCUUUAUGUGUGCAAGUCAGUUCUUAAAUGUUUUUUAUUUUUUUCUGGGCUGCUGUAUAGGCAUUAAGAGUUUCUGAGAAGAUCUUUUGUUGUAGUUGCUGUGUAUAUGAUAUUAAAGGUAUAUUCCUGCUUCUAUACGAGUAAGGCUCAAUCAACAGCAUUUGUGGCAUAAUGUUGAUAGUCACAAAACGACUCAAAAAUUAAGAACACAAAAAUAUAGGUUAUAGUGAGGUAAUUAUUAUGUAAAUGGCGCAAAUUUUCUCACACUUUGCGACAAUUCAGAUUAAGUAAAAUUAAAGUAAAACAAAGAUUGUGCAGCAAAAAAAAAUAGCGUAGCAGACCAACUUGAUUUUCCUGGAUCCUGAUCCUUGAAAUAGACUCUAGGCAACCCUAUUAGAAAGUUGUUGUUUUUUUCCACUACAUUCUUGUUAACGCUAAUCUUAUUUCACUACAUUCUUGUUAACACUAAAAGUUUUAACGUUUACAAAUUGGCUCCAUCCACUUCCAUUAUCUAAAUGCCUCACUUUAACACAGAUUUUUGCAUUGUUUAAUGUAAUGAUGGCUGUUGUUGGGGGUAAUGGACAAUGCCACAAGAGCUGAUGAUUGAGCUUAACUUGCACUGAACCCAGAAUAUUCCUUGAAUGGGAAGGACUGCUGUUGAAAAUGUGAAACGUGCUGACUCAAAACACUUGUGUGAGUGUAAUGGUCGUGUGUAACUGUUGUAAUGAGAUCCCAUAAUGCCCUUACUAUAUUAAAGUGCCCCUUCAUACCUAAAACCUGUGUCAUUAACCUUCUGAUUUAUGUAUCAGUAUCAAUCUUCCGUAUAUUAUAUACAGUGACACUAAAGAACAAUAAGCUUGAAAAAAAAUGUUCAGUAAUUGUUACCACAACAGAUGAGAUCAUUAAAUGUUCUCCGUUAAGUUGUCUCUUAUUGUUAAUUGUUUACUGUGAAUUGGUUUAUAGUACCCCGGUCUGUGAUAGCAUUACUCUGUUGCAGGAACCAAAGUUAGGGUUAAAUUCAGGAGAUAUUUACUAGCGUAUCACCAGAGUAAAUGCAAUAGUUGGACGGAAGCAGAGAAAUGACUCAGCAAUUUAUUAAAAUCAUGUAUGAAAUAAUAUUUUGCAUUGAAGUGUCCUUGUAUCAAAGAGCUGGAUCUUACAACUCUCCUGCUUGGAAAGCUUUAGAAAGCAUUGAACUCUGUCUUAAAAUUCCGGUUAUGAUAUGGGCCUGUAGGUUCAAAUGUGUUCUGGAACCGAUUGUGGCUAUAAAAAUAAUCGCACUUAGAUUAAAACAGAAACCUAUGGUCACAUCUCAACUCAUUGGCUCGCAGAGGAUAGUAUAGUGGAUGCUAAUGCUAAUGUUUUUCAUGUCAGAUUUCUUAUUUAGGUAUUCAGCUACCGUCAGUGUCAUAUCAUAUCGUAUUAUGUUAGAAUAUAAGUUAAACGGCACAUAAGUUUGAGGGUAACUAAUGUCACUAUAGGUUUGUUAUUGCAACACAAGAUUGCAUGUGAAAACUCACAAGUCGGCCAUUAAUUUGCAUCUGUGCAUUUGUGAAAAGUACUUUUCUGGCCUUAUUAAGUUGUACAAAAUGCAUUUGUACAACACGUGCAGACAGCCUGCAUUGGCCUUAUAACAAAUGCACAAGAGAUCCAGAGAUUAUGGUAAUGUGCACUGUCUGCCAGGCCAUUAGAUAUGGAAAAUUAUUUCCAUUGAGUUGCCUGGCCAUGUUAGGACUUUUAAAGACCACUUUGAAUUAUGCCUUUACAGAGCGGGCAGGGUUAAAUAGUUUUUUUCAUUUACCCUAAAACCUAAACUUUAAAUCACGCAAAUCCUUUUGAAAUGCAAGAGUAAAGACACAAUGAAAAUGGAGAUAAGGUAACAAGCACCUUUUAUUCACCUCUUUCUGAUAAUUCGUUCUACUUGUUUUGGCUGUUCUCCAGAGGUUUGUCCAUGUGGCCUUUUUUAGUAAUGUAUUUUUGGCUUGUGUUAGGAAUUGUGCUCUUUCUUUUAAUGCCUCUCACUUAAUAUGCCAUAUAUAUAUAUAUAUAUAUAUAUAUAAUAAAGUGUACACAAGUAAUAUAAGUUUGUACCAGUAUAUAUUGCCAUCACAUUGCUUUUUCUAGUUAUUGACGAAUUGAUUGAUUAGAAAAAAGUUUUUUUUUUUCUGAAAGCACAGGAGUAUGCAAUCAUCUUAAACAACUCGGUAUGCUAACCAACUCAGCAUGACUGAAAAUCGCUAGAGGAAUCAUUGCUAUUUGAAGGACUAGUAAGCAUUAUCAUCAUCAUGGAUGCACAAAGCAUAAUACGAAUAAUGAGGCCCAUGUCUUUUGAUACUUAUUUUUACUUUUAGCAAAUGCACAAAACUCAAUCCACAAUGCAAGAUAUAUAUUUGUCCUUGUGUACACAAUGACCGUCAAUACAAGACUAUCAUGGAUGAUUUUUUUUUUUUUUUCUCCUUUAGUUAUUGGUUGUCAAAGUAUAAUGUAACGUCAAUGGUUCAUGACUUGUUGCGCAAGUAACUUUUAACAUUGUCAUCGUGCUUUAGGUCAAAUGACCUAAACACUGAGUACUUUCCUCAAAGUAUUGUGCUUUUGUCAGGGUUCAAUGGCAGGAGAUUCUGAAUUGACAUAUUUCUUUCAUAAGAUCCAAGCAUAAUCAUGUUCAAGCAUUGAUGUUGGUGUCAGUGAAAUGAGUCCCAAAUUUGUGUUUGUAUUGUUUGUGCAAUAAAAACAACAUCUGA
Puntigrus tetrazona (Sumatra barb) is the source of this 5744-nucleotide messenger RNA. RefSeq names its product tripartite motif containing 32 (gene trim32). Gene Ontology annotation, molecular function: zinc ion binding; protein binding. Bases 774 to 2759 code for a protein of 661 amino acids. Lineage: Eukaryota; Metazoa; Chordata; Actinopteri; Cypriniformes; Cyprinidae. The transcript is spliced from 3 exons. The record is from RefSeq and is a predicted model, not a curated record.